AAAAUAGUAAAGAAAUAAAUCCGGGGCUAAUCUUUAUAUGUUCAGAGAGAGCAAGGACGUAUUGAACAAUUCAGAAAAAAAUAAAAGGAAAGAAAGGAGGGAAUGCAAAAAAUGGAAAAAAUGUAUUUCGAGCUUCCUUCUUGCCCCACUUAAGAACCAGAGGCAAUACAAAAAGCGAAGAAGACAAACAGCGUUCGCUGGUGGUUAGGUCGUUAAACUCCAGCGGCGCCAUUAAAACGCUGCGUUUUAUUCGUCACCUUCGUUUUUCUUUUGUCUAAUUCUCUACUGUCCAUGUUAAUGUCUCUCUCCCUAAACCCUUAGUCUUCCUCUCUCUCUCUCCUUCGCCCUAAAUGGAUCCUUGUCCUUUCAUCCGCCUCACUAUCAACAACCUAGCUCUGAAAGCUCCUCAAGCGGCGAAGACGUCGAGCUCCGUCGUGCACCCCUCUCCAUCCACCUCUUUCUGCAAAAUCAAACUCAAAAACUUCCCGCCGCAGACCGCAGCCAUCCCCUACAUUCCCUUGGACGCCACGCAGUUCCCGGAGAUCCAAACCCUAGCCGCCACGUUCCACCUCAGCAGCUCCGACGUCGCCCGCUUAUCCUCCAGAUCCAUCUUCGGCUCCAAGCCGUGCCUCAAGAUCUUCAUCUACACGGGAAGAGCCGGAGGAGCGUGCGGCGUGAAUCCCGGCCGUCACGUGGCGGAAGUCUCCGUGCCGCUGGAUCUAGCCGGCGCGCAGGGGAAGCAGUGCGUGUUCCAUAACGGGUGGAUAUCGGUGGGGAAAGGGGCGGGGAAAGAGUCGUCGUUUCAUCUGAAUGUGAAGGCGGAGCCUGAUCCUAGGUUCGUGUUUCAGUUCGAGGGGGAGCCUGAGUGUAGUCCUCAGGUGGUUCAGAUUCAAGGGAGUAUCAGACAACCGGUUUUCACUUGCAAAUUUAGUUGUCGGAACACAAGCGAUCGUACGAUGAGAUCGAGAUCGUUGCCGCCGGAGACAAGCGUUCCACGGAGCUGGCUAAACUCGUUCGGGAGCGAGAGAGAACGUCCCGGGAAAGAGCGGAAAGGAUGGUCCAUAACGGUCCACGAUUUGUCAGGUUCUCCAGUGGCUAUGGCGUCUAUUGUUACCCCCUUCGUGGCAUCUCCUGGAAGUGACCGUGUCAGCCGGUCAAACCCCGGUUCUUGGCUCAUCCUCCGUCCCGGGGACGGCACGUGGAAGCCGUGGGGGAGACUAGAGGCGUGGAGGGAACGAGGUGGAGCCACCGACGGGCUCGGCUACAGGUUCGAGCUCAUCCCAGACGGAUCAAGCGGCGCGGGAAUCGUGCUCACGGAGUCGAGUAUUAGUUCCCACAGAGGUGGCAAGUUCUCGAUCGAGCUGGGGUCGUCGCCAACAGCGGGUAGCGUGAGCAGAACGAGAAGACGCAGCGGUGGAAGCAGCGGAGGUACGUCGCCGGCGAGUAGUCCGAGAGGAGGGAGCGGGGACUAUGGAUACGGGCUGUGGUUGGGGAGUGGGUAUAAAGGGUUUGUGAUGUCAGCGAGUGUGGAAGGUGAAGGGAAAUGUAGUAAGCCGUGUGUGGAGGUUAGUGUGCAGCACGUUAGCUGCAUGGAGGAUGCAGCUGCUUACGUGGCGCUUUCUGCAGCGAUUGAUCUGAGUAUGGAUGCUUGCAGGUUGUUUAAUCAACGGAUGAGGAAAGAGCUUUGCAGUGAGUCACUCGGCUGAAGAAAAAAAAGAAACAAGGUUGAAUUUUUGUUUUUUACGGUUCUGAAAUUUUAGUCACAAAAAAUGGCCUUGGGAGUAUUUUCUUUUUGAAAAAAAAUCUUCUAAAGGCGUUAACAAAAUAGGAUGUAUAUAGUGAGUUUCUUGUUUUGGAGUGUGAGGUUUCGUAUUGGCUUUUCACCUUUUUUAUUUUGGGUUUGGGAUCUUAUGAGUGAGAUGAAGAGUGAGUUUCUUUGUCACUCUUCUUUUGCCUUUGAUUUGGUUAUGUAACUGUAUAAAUUAGAUUAAAAUCAUUUUGGAAUUUCUGAAUGUAAAACAAACAUGAGAUUGUUGCUCC
This is a messenger RNA of Brassica rapa (field mustard), 2040 nucleotides long. RefSeq lists its product as uncharacterized. Lineage: Eukaryota; Viridiplantae; Streptophyta; Magnoliopsida; Brassicales; Brassicaceae. The record is from RefSeq and is a predicted model, not a curated record.